UGCUUGUUUUACAGUCAAGAUCAGUUAAGUUUGGACUCACGUCUUGAGGCACUCUGCCAAUCGUUCAUAAGUAACAAUCUUAAAACAGGCAACUUUGGCUCACUGGUAUCUGUGUUUCUUGAAAGAGCCGCUGAGUUACUUUCUUUGUCUGAUAAAGAAAGCAACCUGCACAUAUGGCAAACAUUCAAUGCCCUGUUUAUAAUACGUUCGUUAGUUAAGUACAUCAUUGAGACUGGGUCCGAGUUUCAGCUUUUGCAACACUUCGAAGCGAUACCUAAUGAAGAGUUAUUGCGGGCAGAAGAAGGCGCAGCGAACACUGGCGCACAUGCUGACUGUACUACAAUCGCUGUUGAGGCCACCGAGGAUGGCGCUGCUGGUAGCGUGCUCGCAAAGGCAGCAGUAAUUGUUGAUGGCGCGAAGUUUGAGUCUUUCAUCGACGCGCUUGUAAAUCUGAUUGUGGUGAUUCCAGUCAAGGAGUUCACAUAUCACUUGCAUUUGGAGGCAGUGAAUACUUUCAUCACUCUUCUCUCCGUACACUUAUUCACCGAGCAACCCACAGAGAAAUUAAUAAUUUUUAGAACUAUAUACAAAUGCCAGCAUGCAAAUGUGCUUGUAUCCGCACUAUUGCAUUAUGUUGCGCGUAUGGUUGAAGUACCACAUACCAUGUUUGGCUCUUCAUCUUCUGGUUCAUUCGUUUUUGGUAUCGCUGAGUCGUUGCUAUCUAUUUUCACCUUCCGCAAACAACAGGAUGUACUGAAAGCAACUGGCGCUACUGGCGCUGAACUUUCGCAACAAUUUCGUGAACACUAUCCACUUGCAAAUCAAAGUCUUCUACUGAUUCUUAUACUAACAAAUCACUGUACCACUAAAGAUAAUCCAUAUCGCGCUAGCUUAUUUGGCUGCGCUGAUUCGAAAGAUUCGCCGAAAGAAGGCGCUACUUUCCAGAUCGACUUCACCUCCGUUUACGAGACUUUAUGUCGUAUUGUGACUAUCGACCAAGCCACAUUGUUGUUAUAUCUCUUGCUACAUCGAA
Messenger RNA from Rhagoletis zephyria (snowberry fruit fly), 1033 nucleotides. Its product is annotated as dymeclin-like. Lineage: Eukaryota; Metazoa; Arthropoda; Insecta; Diptera; Tephritidae. Gene Ontology annotation, biological process: Golgi organization. The record is from RefSeq and is a predicted model, not a curated record. Gene Ontology annotation, cellular component: Golgi apparatus.